GCCGGUUUUGGCGGAGGAAAGUCUGGCCCUGUUACUGCACUAUGGAUCCACUGGGGCAUGCAAGAAGUGCUCCUGCCCAAGGUGCCAAGGAAGGAUUAAGCAAGCCCGCCGUUCCCCAGAAGAAUGCUUAUGCUCGGCUUGUGCAAAAGCACCACAGCGGUCGGUUCCGGUCCUACAUGAACCGAGUUGCACAGAAGAUGCAGCUGGAAGAGAGCACGUCCAACGAGCACAGCUCAGACCUGGAGCUGCCCCUGCGGAGAGGGCUGGUGAAGGAAAACCUGGCCAGGAAUGGGUUGAAUGUGCGCAGCUAUUCCCCAGUGAGAGCAUCUCACCUGGAACAGCCUGGAGGAUUUGAGAACGAUAAACCCCAAACCCUUUUUAACAGAUGUCUUCAUAGGAAAAAUGCCAGCGUUAACUCAGAAGGAGACUUGGAGGUGGAGGAAGACUGUUACGUACAUCGGCACGGGGCUGCGGCUGACUUGUUAAAUAUGAGUGAUGCCAUGGGUAGGCGAGUAUCGACCGGCCUGAGACACAGCGCAGCUCUGCAGAAGUCUUCUGGUUCUGAUGAAAAGGAUGAGGAGGACAUGUGGAGGAGGAAACAUAAGAAACGAGGCAGGUGUCCUGCCAACACUGAUAUGGCAGCUGGACACUUGUUGACUGAGCACUUUAGUGGGGAUGUGCUGGCAGCAAAUGCCAGGAGAACCAGUCUCUUGUCUGCAGGUCAAGUCCAAGGUGCAGAAAAGAGAGGGUUUGCAAGGACCAGAAACAACUCGGAAUCCACGAGAGCUCCCCAGAACUUCGAUAGGAAGAGACAACUUUCUGAAUCGCAGACAGAAACAAUGAGCAAUUCAGACAGCAGAAUAAAUCCUAGACAACUGGGAACUCCCAGAGGAGGACCCUAUGCUGCUGUCCCAACAUCUGGUGACAGAAAGAAUCGAAAUAAGCCUGCUCGAGGGAAGAAGAAGAGUAUAUUCGAAGCCUACAUGUCAAAGGAAGAUGUUUCAGCAGGACUGAAAAGGAGAGAGCUUAUUCAGGGACCCUUGAGAAUAAAUCCUAAGAAGUACCAUGAAGCCUUCAUUCCAUCUCCAGAUGGGACUCGUGAUAUCUUUAUUGAUGGAGUGGUUGCUCGCAACAGAGCCCUGAAUGGUGACAUCGUGGUGGUGAGACUGCUUCCCAGGGAGCAAUGGAAGGUAAUAAAGCCAGAUGGUAGUGACAAAGAAACAGAAGCCACGCAUGAAUCAGAUGUCCCUGAGGAUACGCUGGGGACUUGUGUGCCUCGAGAGGCGGCAAAAGGCGACGCUAAGAGUCCGGAUGUCAUUAUCGAAGCUCAAUUUGAUGAUAAUGAUGCAGAGCAUGGACAAGACCACUUGCCGGACACGUUGGCUCAUGACAUCAAGAAACUUUCCCUGGAUACCACUGAAAAGGUGAAAGCUGGUGGGAUCGGUGCUGUGCACAGAACAAAACAAGAGGAGGUACCCAAGGUGAACGAUCCCAGGCUCCUCCCAGAUAAGUUCCUUCAAAGGACAGCUAAGGUGGUCUAUAUUUUGGAAAAGAAGCAUUCUCGAGCAGCUACAGGCUUCAUCAAGCUUCUGGCAGACAAGAACAGUGAGCUCUUCAAGAAGUGUGCCAUGUUCUCACCUGUGGACCACAGAGUGCCCAGAGCCUACGUGUCUUUGGCAGACUGCCCCUCAGACUUUGUGGCCAGACCUGAGGACUAUUCAAAUAUGCUCUUCAUCUGUCGCAUAGUGGAUUGGAAAGAAGACAGCAACUUUGCAUCAGGGCAGUUGGCCAAAAGUCUUGGUCAGGCGGGGGAGAUCGAGCCGGAAACGGAAGGAAUCCUGACAGAGUAUGGCGUGGAUUUCUCUGACUUUUCCCCCGAAGCCCUGGAAUGCCUUCCCCAAAGCCUGCCCUGGGUUAUCUCACCGGGAGAGAUGGCCAAAAGGAGAGAUUUAAGGAAAGAAUGUAUUUUCACCAUCGACCCAUCAACUGCCAAAGAUCUUGAUGAUGCUUUGUCCUGUAAACAACUCCCUGACGGGAACUUCGAAGUGGGUGUUCACAUUGCGGAUGUGAGCUACUUUGUACUGGAAGAAACAGCACUGGAUAAAGUGGCGAGCGAGAGGGCAACGAGUGUCUAUUUAGUGCAAAAGGUGAUCCCAAUGCUUCCCAAGCUGCUCUGUGAGGAGCUGUGCAGUCUCAAUCCCAUGCGAGACCGGCUGACGUUCUCUGUGAUGUGGAAGGUGACUCCAAAAGGCAAGAUCCUUGACGAAUGGUUUGGGCGGACAGUCAUCUGCUCCUGCGCAAAGCUGAGCUACGACCACGCACAGAGCAUGAUAGAAAACCCCGGGAAGGUGUUCUCACCUGAAGAACUGCCCCCUAUCUCCCCUCAGCACUCAGUAGCUGAGAUCCAGCAAGCUGUGCUGAAUCUGCAUCGCAUCGCCCAGCACCUCCGCAAGCAGCGCUUCAUCGACGGUGCUCUGCGCCUAGACCAGCUGAAGCUCUCGUUUACCUUGGACCAGGAGAGUGGGAUGCCUCAAGGCUGCUAUAUCUAUCAGUACCGGGACAGCAACAAGCUGGUAGAGGAGUUCAUGCUGCUGGCAAACAUGGCCGUGGCCCAUCAGAUCUACCGCUCCUUCCCCGAGCAGGCGCUGCUUCGCCGCCACCCACCGCCCCAGAGCAAGCUGCUGAAUGACCUGAUGGAGUUCUGCCACCAAGUUGGCCUUGAGAUCGACUUCAGCAGCGCGGGCAGCCUGCAUAAAAGCUUAAAUGAAACAUUUGGAGCUGACAAAUACUCCGAAGCCAGGAAAGAAGUGCUGACCAACAUGUUCUCCAGGCCCAUGCAGAUGGCUCUGUACUUCUGCACCGGCGUCCUGAAGGACGAGACCCUCUUCCGCCACUACGCCCUCAACGUGCCCUUCUACACGCACUUCACUUCGCCCAUCCGUCGCUACGCAGACGUCGUUGUGCAUCGGCUGCUCUCCGCAUCGCUCGGUAUCAGCUCUCCCGUCAAGAUGGAGAAGGAGGCCAUCCAGCGACAAGCAGAGCAUUGCAAUGACAGGAAGAUGGCUUCCAAAAGGGUGCAGGAGCUCAGCACCGACCUCUUCUUUGCUGUCUUCGUCAGGGAGUGCGGUCCUCUGGAGUCUGAGGCCAUGGUGAUGGGUGUCCUGAACGAGGCCUUUGACGUCCUGGUGCUGAAGUUUGGAGUCCAGAAGCGAAUCUACUGCAACGCACUGCCCUUGCUGGGCUUCCACUUCCAGAAGGUGGGGAGGAAGCCAGAGCUGACGCUCAUGUGGGAGCCGGAGAGCCCAGAGCAGGAAUCUGUGUCCCAGGAGAUCACCAUUUUCACGCUGGUGGAGGUGGUGCUGAAGUCGGACGGGGUUCCCCUGAAAUACAGCGCUCUGCUCAAGAGGCCCAGCACUGAGAAGUGAGCGCGCCCAGCCACAGCUCUGACACUUUGUCACCAGCGCCGCACCAGCACCCACGGGGACAGAGGGGACCCGCCAGGAGUUUGGGGAUUUGAAUUUUAAGAUUGACAUCAUUUUAUUUCUGAUUUGAAUUUUAACCCAGGGAUCGGGUUCAUACUGGCAGAUAUUUUUAGCUUUAUGGUUUGUUUUUUUUCCUUUACGAGGCAGUGGGUGCCCGUCCCUUGCCACUGGGGGUGCCUGUGGUGAGGGCUACAUGGAGACUGAAUGUUCCUGAAAGCGGAGGGGCUGCUUUAGGCUGGGUGGACUGACCAGGCCUCUCAGAAGGGCUCCCAGCUGGGCCAUGUGUCAUGAAAUAAAGCCAGGUCAGCAGCCGUGA
Messenger RNA from Meleagris gallopavo (turkey), 3798 nucleotides. Lineage: Eukaryota; Metazoa; Chordata; Aves; Galliformes; Phasianidae. The record is from RefSeq and is a predicted model, not a curated record.